Homalodisca vitripennis (glassy-winged sharpshooter) is the source of this 1498-nucleotide messenger RNA. RefSeq names its product aldose reductase-related protein 2-like. Gene Ontology annotation, molecular function: aldose reductase (NADPH) activity. Lineage: Eukaryota; Metazoa; Arthropoda; Insecta; Hemiptera; Cicadellidae. Bases 189 to 1316 code for a protein of 375 amino acids. The record is from RefSeq and is a predicted model, not a curated record. Gene Ontology annotation, cellular component: cytosol. The transcript is spliced from 8 exons.
GUGCAAGGACAUAGUAGGUUCUAUUGUCCUGACGUCGCCUGUGCAGGAUGGUACAGGCCAGGGUGUCCUAGCCUGCCCUCUCCCUCGACAGGACGUGGUUAGUUGGUCAGGCACUCUCUUCCCGGCAAGACCUUCCUCUCUAAUUUCUGACGGUCUACCACGCCCUGCUCACCAAAUAGAUCGACAACAUGGUCUCUGCUAAUCUGAAUGCCAGUUCUGUUCUGGUUUCAAAAAGCCACAACAUGAAUUUACCAGUCAUAGGAUUGGGAACCUUGCAGGUGAUGUAUAAGGGUGACGCCGACCAACCGACCAAGGUGGAGACCGUCAUUAGUGAACAAGCCGGGAAGCUACCUGAAGGCUACAAACUGACCGAUCUAUCGCAUGAAAAAGGAAUUUCGAGGAAGGAGGCCAUCAUCCGAGCCAUGGAAAUUGGAUACAGACAUUUGGAUACAGCUUUCGCGUAUGAGAACGAAGCGGCCAUCGGAGAUGCCAUUAAUGAAUGGAUUGAGCAGGGAAAAUUGAAAAGAGAAGACCUUUUCAUCACCACGAAGCUUCCCAACAUCGCCAUGAAAAAAGAAAAGGUAGGAGAAUAUCUUCAAAAAUCUCUAGAUAAUCUCAGACUGAAGCAGGUUGACUUGUACCUCAUCCAAAAUCCUGUGGGAUACGAAGAACUCGAGACAAAGGAGCUGUACCCUCGUGAUGAUAAAGGCGUCAUUAUACUCGACAAGACCACCAAUCUCUGUGAGGUUUGGCAGGCAAUGGUUGAUCAAGUGAAGGCUGGCAAGACCAAGGCUAUUGGUAUGUGCAACUUCAAAAUUGGACAAUUGGAGAAGGUAAUAGAAAAGACAGGAGUCUAUCCAGACAACAUUCAGGCCGAGUGCCACCUUUACUUUCAACAACAGGAGCUGCGCAAGUGGGCCCAGGCGAAUGGCGUUGUUUUCACCGCCUACGCAUGCCUUGGCUCCCCAGCUAUGAUGAAGGUCUUCCAUAACGCUAGAGGAAAUGACGAACUGAGAAUGAAGGACCCAAUGAAGGACCCCGUGGUGGAGCGCAUUGCUAUAGCUCGCCAGAAGACCACGGCACAGGUUCUACUGAGACACCUGCUGCAGUUGGGGCUUGCCGUCAUCCCGAAGAGCAGCGUUGAGAUGCACAUGUUGGAAAACAUUAAUAUUUUUGAUUUUGAUCUAACCGAGGCGGAAAUGGCUGAACUAAAUGCCCUGGAUCUUGGAGAGAGGGGAAGAAAAUUCAGCUUGGCCGGGUUCUUCCCGGGUUACGAUAAACACCCAGAAAACCCCUACCCAGCGGAGGAGAAUUAGACAAUUAGGCAGUUAGUUUAGCAGUAGCAGUUUUUAAACUAGUUUUAGCAUUUUAACUUUUACCUUCACUUGUUUUAAUUACGUGUUCAAUGUUGUAUGCGACUUUUACAUUGUUUUAAAUUAUGAAUAAUUGUUCGACGCAUGAAAUGAAGUUAUAUGAUAAAUAAAUGACAUUUUAAUAA